UAUAUUUAAUAUAUUCAUGCACUUUUAGUGUGUGAACAUUUCCUAAAAAUACCAAUCUAGGUGAAAUCACCAACCAUACAUUUGUCUGGUAACGACAAUAGUUCUUUGAAGUGCAGUAUAAAUUAAAUUCUGCAAUAUUGGCCAUAGUUUUCAUAGUUAAUGCAAUCUAAAUAUAAUUAAAAAUUAUGUUUGCAUACUCUUUUUAUAUACAUAUUACAAUAUAUAAUCGUUUUUUUUUUCAAUAGUGCCCUUUUCUUUGAAUUAUAAACUGUUUUCAUUCCUUAUCAAAAUAUGUCAUCUUUCCCUACACCCCUUUAAUAAAUAUUUAAUUAUUGAUAUUCCACAUUUAUAUUUUGUUUGAACCCCAGUAACAUUUAACACUUGUCUAGUGUCUAAUGUUUAUAAUCCAUUUUUAAAUUCAGCUAAAAUAAUGUAUACCUAAUAUUAUAUAACAACGUUACAAUAUUGUAAUGAAUCAUGACUCUAAAAUCUAUUUGGGUUGACUACUGUGAAAACGGUUCAAUACAUGGGCUGAGGCAUGUUAUCCAGAAUGACGAGAAACCACUUAAUAGAUUUAUGUGGAUACUGUUGUUGAUUGUCGCCAGCAUAUCUAUAGUGAUUUUGGUUUCGGCGUCUUGGGAGAAAUAUUCUUACUCUUCAAUGGAAAUUGCUGUUGAUGACCCUCGUUAUCCACUCACCAAGAUUGAUUUUCCUGCAGUUACUAUUUGUCCCAUCAGCAAAAUCAUAUAUUCAAAGGCUCUCAAAUUAGUGCUUAAUAAGCAUUCCAACGAUUCUGACUUGAGAACUAAGUGGACAAAUUCUUUGAUGGCACUUGCAAGGAUGCAAUUCCCGCAUAACACGAUUCUAUAUUAUAUUCUUAAAAAUGCAUCUCUGGUCAAUAUACCCCUGGAUGAUAUAUCUGAUCUCAUGUUAAAAUUGGCACCAUCCAUAGAUGACAUAUUCAUAAAAUGCUUUUGGAGAGGCGUAACGUACAAAUGCAAAGAUAUCCUGCGGUUUCAACGUACCGAAGAAGGGUUUUGUUAUUCAUUCAACAGCCAAACUGCUGAGAGGAGUACAAGUAACGAAAGUAAUUUUAAUCCACCGUUUGUUGGGCCGGAUGGAGUACUCAUUCCACUUCGAAACAACGCCGCAGGCAAAGAGACCGGACUAAAAUUAAUCAUGAGCAACAUGAGCCACGAAUUUUUUCCCACUGACAAUCGCAGGAGAGGCUUUAACGUGAUGGUACACCCUCCUGAUGGCUUUCCGGACGUGGCGACCGCCUACAAGAUUCACGCCGUACGCGAUCGCAUCACUCUGAUAUCGGUGAGCGCGGCCCAAGUAGAAGCAGACGAAUCGCUCGACCGUCUUGACAGUCAGAACAGCCAGUGUUACUUGUACAAAGCAAAGGCGAAGAAUCUCAACUCAUUGCUUCACAAGAGCAGCAAUGAAGACACGUGUUUCAUCAAGUGUAGGAUGAGGGCCAUCUACGAGGCGUGCAACUGUACACAGUACUUUUUCAAAUUGUACAAAGGUCUCGGAAGCCAUUGUGGAAUUGAACACAUACCUUGUUUGAUUGCGAACGAUAUACUUCAACGCAACCCCAAAAUCACGGAAGAUGAACCAGGGUUUCCCGAAUGGAGCAUACCAUUUUCCAUGAAUUGCAGUUGCAGACCGCCUUGUUCGUUUAUUACGUAUACAACCGAGCUCCGGUAUGAAAUUAGACAGUUAAUUCAUAAAGAACCGUCGUCUUCGAGAUACGAUGUACUCCUGGAAGUCAAUUACAGAGAACUGUAUGCUACAAGCUAUCGUCGGUCCAUGAGGUAUACCACUCAAGAUUUGUUGGUGUCGUUUGGUGGAGUAGCCAGUCUGUUUCUGGGUUGCAGCCUAGUCAGUAUAGUGGAAAUCCUUUACGUGAUCUACAAGUCAGUCUUGGUGCUUGCCAAAAAACUCUACAACAACUACAAGUUAAACAAUAACCCAGCUUGACGAGAUGCAACUGUUCCAUAUAAGCGAUCUUAA
This is a messenger RNA of Myzus persicae (green peach aphid), 2019 nucleotides long. Its product is annotated as pickpocket protein 19-like. Gene Ontology annotation, cellular component: membrane. Gene Ontology annotation, biological process: sodium ion transmembrane transport. Gene Ontology annotation, molecular function: ligand-gated sodium channel activity. The record is from RefSeq and is a predicted model, not a curated record. The transcript is spliced from 10 exons. Lineage: Eukaryota; Metazoa; Arthropoda; Insecta; Hemiptera; Aphididae.